Molecule: messenger RNA, 804 nt
Organism: Pseudomassariella vexata
Lineage: Eukaryota; Fungi; Ascomycota; Sordariomycetes; Amphisphaeriales; Pseudomassariaceae
Exons: 1
Coding region: 1-762 (253 amino acids)
Source: RefSeq, a predicted model, not a curated record
AUGCCCAAGAGAUUAAGGCAAGAUAAGCAAGAAGGGAGCGACGAAAAGCUCUUACCUCCAGCACCUACCACUGGAAAGCAAGCAAUUACGCCGACAACAAGCGACUCGGCGACAACUACAACGAGCGACGACGUCCUCGACUACGAAACUCGUCAUUCACCUAGCUCUGAUCAGACCAUUUUAGUCAGGAUCAACGAAAAAUUGAACCAGAUGGCUCAAGCUUUUAUUACGCCGUAUGCUAUUCCCGAUGUAGCUCAAUAUCCGCAUCUCCGCUUCGACGGCGAUAGCGUAUCUGGCUGGAUUGAACAGGUCACUCGUAUCUUUAAGAGAGCUCGACUCAAUAAUAUCCAAAAGAUCACUGAAGUCCCGUACUGGACUAGAAAUGAGACCUAUCAAAAAAGGGUGAAGGCCGUUGUCAAUCACCUUGACGACUGGAACGCCGCAACGAAGGCUUUGAAAAGUACCUUUGCAAUUAGAGAUCCUAGCCAACUUCGGGGUGCUUAUGAUCGCCUAAAAGACCUCGAAAAGCAGCCCCUAUUAUCCAAUCCGUUAAAGAUCUAUACGUACUGUCUUAAUCACGAGAUCCAAGUCGAAGAGACGAAGGAUACUGCACGAGUACCAAGCGACCUUGACUGCACUCGAGGCCUGUUUCAGAGGAUCCACGGUCACAGUCUCGAAGAUAUUAUAAGCAAAGGCAAGAUAACGUAUGAAGAGCUCUUCAAGAUGGAGUACCCUCAAGCCCAGAAGUUAGUACGAGGAUAGGCGAAGAAUAAGUCAGCCUGGACAACCAUACAAAGCGAGGAG